AGGCCGAAGCCUUUCCUGAGUCACGGUGAAUUGCCCUUACUUAACAUGGCGCUGGCCAGCCUGCUGGAGCCGCAACUCCCCGCGAACAGGCCCGGCUUUUUCGGCCUGGGGGCCCUGGGCCCUUGCGGCGGGGAGAAGGGGCCGGGGGGCCUGGAGCUGGCCGCCCCUUGCGCCGGGCUGACCGCGGGCGACCCCAGGAUCGAGCUUCAGCACGGGACCACCACGCUGGCCUUCAAGUUCCAGCAUGGUGUGAUUGUGGCAGCGGACUCGCGGUCGACGGCUGGGGUCUACGUUGCUUCGCAGACCGUCAAAAAGAUCAUCGAGAUUAACCCGUACCUGCUGGGCACCAUGGCCGGGGGUGCAGCAGACUGCAGCUUCUGGGAGCGACUGCUCGCCCGGCAGUGCCGCAUUUAUGAACUCCGCAACAAGGAGAGGAUCUCGGUGGCAGCUGCUUCCAAGCUCUUGGCGAAUAUGGUGUACCAGUACAAAGGCAUGGGCCUGUCCAUGGGGACCAUGAUCUGUGGCUGGGACAAGAGAGGACCAGGUCUGUAUUACGUGGAUAGUGAAGGGAAUCGCAUCUCGGGAACGGUUUUCUCGGUGGGUUCUGGUUCUGUCUAUGCCUACGGAGUGAUGGAUCGUGGCUACUCGCAUGACCUCUCUGUGGAAGAAGCCUAUGAUCUGGCCCGCCGAGCAAUCUAUCAAGCCACGUACCGUGAUGCAUAUUCGGGUGGCUCAGUGAACGUGUACCACGUAGGCCCAGAUGGCUGGAUCCGUGUCUCCAGCGACGAUGUAUCUAACCUGCGUGAAUUGUUCCGUGACACAGCCUCCGAAGCAGUGGCUUGAGACAAUGGACUCGGAGCAGGGAGGGCAACAACGGGGGUCUAUAAAGGUCACGUGCUGUAGAGUAUUUUCAAAACUCGAGAAGCGAAAUUGUAGUUCAGCUGUUAAAGAAGGGUAAGGCCCACGGGUUGCCCUUAAAAUGGGAAGACGUUUGACCGGUAUUUCAUGUAAUAAAAGCGUUCUGCUUGUUUGGAAUUAAAAAUUAAAACUUG
This is a messenger RNA of Python bivittatus (Burmese python), 1052 nucleotides long. It is a transcript of the gene PSMB5, whose product is annotated as proteasome 20S subunit beta 5. The record is from RefSeq and is a predicted model, not a curated record. NCBI's taxonomy places the organism in Eukaryota, Metazoa, Chordata, Lepidosauria, Squamata, Pythonidae. Gene Ontology annotation, molecular function: threonine-type endopeptidase activity. Gene Ontology annotation, cellular component: proteasome core complex; cytoplasm.